This is a messenger RNA of Bactrocera tryoni, 978 nucleotides long. Its product is annotated as rab-like protein 3. NCBI's taxonomy places the organism in Eukaryota, Metazoa, Arthropoda, Insecta, Diptera, Tephritidae. The record is from RefSeq and is a predicted model, not a curated record. Bases 151 to 864 code for a protein of 237 amino acids. Gene Ontology annotation, biological process: intracellular protein transport. The transcript is spliced from 3 exons. Gene Ontology annotation, molecular function: GTP binding; GTPase activity. Gene Ontology annotation, cellular component: endomembrane system.
GAUUAAAACGAACCCAUAUAUACAUAAGUAUUUUAAAAUCAAAGAUUUGAUUCCAAUAGUUCGAUAAAAGAUGGCUAAUUUUUAAUAAUUAUUCAUAUUCGAAUUAUUUAACUAAAUUUAAUAUUUGCGAACAAACAUAUAUUUUCAUGAAUGGUGAUGGCGAAUAACAUUGAGAAAGCUAGAGUGCUUAUAGUAGGAGAUUCAGGAGUCGGAAAAACAUGUUUAACACACUUGAUAGCACAUAGUGAACCGUUAACCCGUCCAGGAUGGACUGUCGGAUGCAAUAUAGAAGUCAAGCUUCACGAAUAUAAGGAGGGGACCCCUCUUCAAAAAACGUAUUUUAUUGAACUGUUUGAUGUUGGUGGGUCCUUAAGCCAUAGAAAUACGAGAGGUGUGUUUUAUACAACUUUACAUGGAAUUAUUCUAGUUCAUGACUUAACAAAUCGUAAAAGUCAAGAGAAUUUACGGGAUUGGCUUUUUGAAAUCCUUAAUAAAAAUGGAAAAGAUAUUAGGAAUUUAAGUUGCGACAAUACAUUUGAUCCAGAGCAAUUUUUAGGAUCGACACAACUUCCCAUGCUAGUAGUUGGUGCAAAGCUAGACCUUUCAGAGGAAAAACGGAAAUCAAACCAACUUCAAAAAAUUGGUUCGAUCGCUGAGCAUUGUGGCUCGGAAGAAAUAUGGUUAAAUUGUAGAGAUUCUCGUAGUUUUGCUGCAGGAACAACUGAUGCCGUAAAACUAUCUCGUUUUUUCGACCGUGUAAUUGAGAAAAAAAAUCAUUCUCGCGACCUGCCCAAUGCAUCCUCAGAUAGAAGAAAACAUGCAAGUGCAGAAGUUGGGAAUAGAAUAAGCUCGCAAUUUACUUGAUUAAAAAAUACCAAGAAUAAAAGGAGACACUAUUUUGAAAAUGUAUUGUAUGUAUACUUAUGUAAGAGGUUACCUUUAUCAUAUCCUUAAUAAAAAGUACUUUAGAAUGGAGUA